This is a messenger RNA of Peniophora sp. CBMAI 1063, 1719 nucleotides long. The record is from the annotation of a GenBank genome assembly. Lineage: Eukaryota; Fungi; Basidiomycota; Agaricomycetes; Russulales; Peniophoraceae.
AUGUCUACCCGCACCCCCGAGCAUGUCCACACAGAGCACCAUAUCGGCCAUCUGAAAAGACGAUCUCUCCACCACAUGACCGGUGAUGCAGGCGUCUCUGAGUGUACCCUUGCAGAGGAACUGGGCCCGCGAACGGAUCCGCGCGGCGCUCUGGCUGCUGGCGUCGACACGCUUCGUCGGUUGUACUCUGGUCGAAGCGCGAGAUGGGAAGAGAACGAAGAGCUGUUGGUGCAUGCUGACCGGAUGGGAUGCAUCGUCUGGCUCGUCCAUCUAACAGCUGCGCGUAUCGGCCGUCUUGGGGAGCUCGACCGCGAGUUUGAGAAAGUGGGACUCCCGGAUCUGUUGCUGGACAUCGUGGCCUCAGAAGAGGACGAGUUCCUUGCCGCUCCGAUGUUCUUCGUCGAUAGCAUUUUGGAGGUUCUCUGUCGCUUCCUUCAGAACAAAUGGCGCCUCGAGGUGCUCCAAAGCCGGUCAUCGGCUAUCUGGCGUCGUCUGUGGCAGCAGCGACGACACUUCGCGAUACGUGCGCCGGAGGAGCACCAAUACGAAGAAGCUCAACUCAGACCGACGGGCGUGACAUGGGCCGAGCCCGUGGUAUCGUUUCUCGGAUACUAUGUUGGUAUACACCAAACAAUGUCCCCAAAGCAGAUAGCGCCUGGCGAGAGCUUCAUGCCACAUGUGGCGCUCUGGUUCUGGUGCAUCGACAGCAACCUCGACGUGUUCAAGUCCGUCUCGUACUACACGCUCAACGCCUACGGCAAGCUCCUGAACUCUCCCGUAUCAUUCCAACCUUCAGAUGUAGUCAAAGACGCCAUCUUAGCCCCGGACACUCUUGGCGCCGAUCGCUUCUUCGCCAGGCUCAACGCGAUGCUUACCCAUGGAGUGUUCGUGACGCAGGGCGGGCUGUGGCACCCGUGUCAGGCGCUGCUCGAAAUGCUCGCUUUGACGGAUGUGCCGGCCAUGUAUCCGCAUGUACGCAAGUACAGGACGCACGAACACCUCGUUCACUUUACGCUUAACAUGGUGCGCGGAAGCGGGCUCGAUGACCCUGCUGCGCAUGUGGAAGCGAUGGGCAUGGCGGCUGUUACUAUAAGCCGUCAGCUACUUGAAGAUAAACGUCGUCGAGACGCGCUGGCCGCGGCGGAAGGGAUGCGGGCACAAGACCUCAUCGCUUUGCUGGCGCUCAUGCUCGAUCUCAUCACCUUAUCGAGUUCUCCGAGCGUCGAAAAGUCUAUCGAAGGGCCAUCCAAAACCAUCGGAAAGGAAGGCUUCACUUGUCACCUCACCGUCAUCCUCUCAUCCGUCGUGAGUAACCUGAAGCGUCAACACGCAGCGAAAAGCUUCCUGGACGACCUGAAAGCGCAACUACGUAUUGAUUGGUGGCCUAGUUAUCGCGCUCUACAAGCCGCGCAUAAGGCGUUGCCACUCUCGAAAGCAUACCGGGACCGCCGUCACGACUGCGAGUCCGUCAUGGGCGCGUGGCUGCAACUGGGCAGUAACCUCGGGCUGGACCUCGAUGCGGAGCAAAAGAGACACGGGCGGGAUGCUGCGCGGCGGUGUCUGUGGUUUAUUUGUCCUCACCAUAGGGCGACAGAUGAUAGCUUGAAGCUUUCAUCUUGUAAAGGAUGCGGCGACGCGCGGUAUUGCGGUCGUAACUGUCAGAAACGCGACUGGAUCAAAGGCGGACAUAAGAAGAAAUGUAGGAGGAUCAAGGGAUGA